Messenger RNA from Bacidia gigantensis, 3213 nucleotides. RefSeq lists its product as uncharacterized. Bases 1 to 3213 code for a protein of 1070 amino acids. Gene Ontology annotation, cellular component: membrane. The transcript has 3 exons. NCBI's taxonomy places the organism in Eukaryota, Fungi, Ascomycota, Lecanoromycetes, Lecanorales, Ramalinaceae. Gene Ontology annotation, molecular function: ATPase-coupled monoatomic cation transmembrane transporter activity; ATP binding; ATP hydrolysis activity. The record is from RefSeq and is a predicted model, not a curated record. Gene Ontology annotation, biological process: monoatomic cation transport.
AUGGCUGUUGAAAGGAUUGAGGAUGAUGACCUUCCUGUCUUUUCGUGCGAAUGCUGCCCACCCUGCCCCAAUGUUCGUCCUGAAUGCGAAGAUGGAGAGCAAGUCUGUUGCAACGGGGUUGCGGCGCAAAUAGAAUGGGAGAGGGAUUGUCACGAUAAUGAUGAUGUGCCUCUGGUUGGAGGUGUCGAAGACUACUCAAAGUAUACGGAAGGCGGCAGUAUGCAGGCACCCGUCACAGGUCAAAGCCCAUGCGUCAGGCACCGCAAAGCAGCCUAUGCACGAUACAGUUCAGUUCUAGCGGCUAUCGGAUGUAUAUGUAAAGCCCUCAUCGAACGAAAUCUGGAGAGCUGCUGCUCUCCUGCUAGACGGCAACAGAAGAAGACUGCUAGGCGAAGGAAGGAAGGUAGCUGCUGCGGAGGAGCCGACCUCUCUAUGAAGUCAGAUGUCUGCGAGAAGGAAAAUCAGCUUUCGGGGCAAAAGCCCGAAGGCGAUUGUUGUGGGCAAGGGAGAGAGGGCGGCUGUGAGAAGACCGGUCAAGUUUCGAAGAAAAGCAGCUCCUGCUGCGACGAGUCCUGUUGUGAUGAGUCCUCAGAGGAAGAUGCAUGUCAGAAGUCGUGUUGUGAAAAAGAAGCAGGUACAUAUCCAGAAGAUGCAGAUAUCCCCUUGGACGCCUGCAAAAGUAGUGAAGAGGAUGGAUGCUGCAGCAAUAUUAAGAUCUCUGACAUAAGUACACCAGAAUUGCCACAAGGCAGGGCCAUCUCUAGGCUUCAUGACCUUGAGAAGGGCAUUCAGAGCGACACGGAAGCCUUCGAACAGGUCACCCUUAGCGUUUCAGGGCUUAAUUGCAUGGGUUGCGAGAACAAGUUAUUUCGAUCCUUGAAUGCCAUGCACGGGAUCCACAAUCUCCAAACGAGUCUGGUGAUGUCGCAGGCGGAAUUUGGCGUCAAUUCCGAGGCUGCCUCCGUAAGUGAUAUCAUUCGAGAAGUCUCAAAGGCGACCGGAUUCAGCUGUCAUAGGAUCUUCACACAAGACCAUAGCCUGGAUGUGCUCAUUCUGGGUGAUGUGAGAAACUUCAUCAAGCAGAAGAUACCAUAUGGAGUGAAGUCUAUGAUCGGAAUUGAUGGGAAGAAGGUACGUAUCACAUACGACGCCAAACUUGUGGGUGCAAGAGACCUGCUUGAAAGGACUUUCAAUCAUGCAAUCGCACUGGCUCCCGCUCGACCUUCCAAAGACCUGGAGAACGGUAGCAACCAUCUUCGCAAAGCGCUCUUCAUGACAUUAUUCUCUGCUCUGCUGACUAUUCCCGUACUGAUUUUGGCUUGGGCUCCACUGGCCCAGCAUGAGGUAGCGUACGGGGCAACAUCCUUGGCUUUGGCCACGAUCGUGCAAGUUGUCGUGGCUGGGCCAUUCUAUCCGAGUGCCUUGAAAGCAUUGAUCUUUACUCAUGUCGUUGAGAUGGAUCUGCUGAUCGUGCUAAGCACAUCUACAGCAUACAUCUUCUCCAUUGUUGCCUUUGGAUACGAGAUUUCGGGUCGACCCCUAUCAGUAGAAUCUUUUUUUGUUACAAGCACCUUGCUUGUGACUUUGAUAAUGUUAGGGCGGCUCGUGAGUGCGUACGCCAGGCAUAAAGCUGUUCAAUCGAUUUCGAUCAGAUCUCUACAGGCCAGUACAGCUCUUCUUGUCGAUGAUACAAGUCUAGGCGGACGAGAGGUAGAUGCGCGGUUGCUACAGUAUGGUGAUGUCUUCAAAGUGAUGCCAGAUACCCGCAUUCCCACAGAUGGUGCUAUUGUAGCCGGACAAAGCGAAGUGGACGAGUCGCACAUUACAGGAGAGGCCAUGCCCGUCGAGAAACGAAAGGGAUCUAAACUGGUUGCUGGAUCAGUCAACGGCUCAGGACCACUCACAGCUCGUCUCACACGCUUACCUGGGGAAAACACAAUCAGCGAAAUUGCCGCUAUGGUGGACGCUGCCAAAUUCUCCAAGCCGCAGAUUCAACAAUUAGCAGACAAAGUUGCUUCGAUUUUUGUACCAGUCAUCGUGGUUCUCGCUUUAAUGACCUUCGCCGUUUGGAUUGUGCUGGGCGUCGUCCUCCAACACAAAUCUAGGAGCGAUGCUGUAGUUCAAGCCAUGAUAUAUGCAAUCACUGUGCUCAUUGUUUCUUGUCCAUGUGCGAUAGGUUUAGCAGUGCCGAUGGUGAUCGUCAUUGCUGGCGGCGUUGGCGCAAAGCAUGGUGUCGUCUUUCGAUCAGCAGAGACCCUGGAGAUUGGCCGGAAGGUAUCCCAUGUCAUUUUCGACAAGACUGGCACCCUUACGCAGGGCAAAAUGUCUGUCUCGCAUGAGGAAUAUUUGCCUGAUUCGAAUGUACCAGCCGCCUCGCUUGUCGUGGCUCUUACCAUGGACAGCAAACAUCCGGUCUCCAUCGCCGUUGCCAAGUACCUAAAAGAAACAGGAGUUGAGUCUGCUUCCGUCGGAGACGUCGAAUCUGUGACCGGAUGUGGGAUGAAAGGAGUGUGGGAAGAUAGACAGGUUCGAGUAGGUAGCUGCCGCUGGCUCAAUGUUCAGGAGACGCCACAGGUUGCGGCGCUGCUCUCUCAAGGUCUUACAGUCCUCUGCGUAUCACUGGAUGAUGAACUGAUUACAGUCUUCGGGCUAGACGAUACCCUGCGCGCCGACGCUAAGUCGACGGUAACAGAGCUUAAAGAACGCAGUAUUGCUGUCUCUCUUGUCAGUGGUGAUGACGAUGGCGCGGUCCAGAAGAUUGGUAAUCAGCUCGGUAUUCCAAUGGCACGUACCAGAUCGAGAUGCUCACCGGCGGAGAAGCAGAAGUACGUCAAGUCCAUCACGGACGGUAGUAAUGAGACGGUCUUGUUCUGUGGAGACGGCACCAAUGAUGCCGUAGCCCUCGCUCAAGCGGAUAUCGGCCUUCACAUGAAGAGCGGAACGGAUGUUGCUCAAAGCGCCGCUGAUGCCGUUCUCGUAAGGCCUACUCUUUCAGGGAUCCUUGUUCUGAUCGAUCUGUCCCGAGCUGCAUUUCGGCGGAUCAUAUUCAACUUUGUAUGGUCUUUCAUUUACAAUAUCUUUGCCAUCUUGCUUGCUGCAGGAGCAUUCGUUCGUGUACGGAUAGCACCACAAUAUGCUGGGCUUGGUGAGCUUGUUAGCGUUCUGCCUGUGAUUUUGAUAGCGUUGCAGUUGAGAUGGUUCAAAAGUCAGUGA